CCUUUUCCAGUUUGUUCCCUGCAGUUACUGUUGAACUAUUCCCGGGUUUUCAAAAAAGGUGCCUCCCAUUGUACUUUUAAAUCUUUGUUAAACUGUACAUUGGAUGCCUUUGUAUCCUCACAGUACAAUGAGGGUUUCAGACAGAGUGACUAAAUAUGUGUGGUCAGCCUAUUCUACCACAUCACGCUCAACACAGUUCAUACCGUCCAUCAAACAGCACCGAUAUUCAUUAUAGCCAUGCAGACUGCAUGGCGAGGCAUUUUUUACAGAUUUACAUUGGAAAGAGACAAACUAUCAAGGGGUUAAACCAUGGGAGACUGGUCCAUUCUCGGACGCUUCCUGUCCGAGGUGCAGAACCACUCCACAGUGAUUGGCAAGAUCUGGCUGACCAUGCUGCUGAUCUUCCGCAUUCUGCUGGUGACCCUGGUGGGGGACGCGGUGUACAGCGACGAGCAGUCCAAGUUCACCUGCAACACCCUGCAGCCUGGCUGCAACAACGUCUGUUAUGACACCUUCGCCCCCGUCUCACACCUUCGCUUCUGGGUCUUCCAGAUCGUCUUGGUCUCCACGCCGUCCAUCUUCUACAUUGUGUACGUCCUGCACAAGAUCGCCAAGGAUGAAAAGUUUGAGGUCCAGAGGGGGCAGGUGAUGGCUGAGCGGACCCCCAAGAAGGUCUUCGGGAACCUGGGCAGGGAAGGGGCGGAGGACAUGGAGACCGGUACACAUGCCUACUGCCCUGGGUUCAGGGAGCAGUGGGGUGGUCAGGAAGGGGAGGGAGUUGAACAGGGCCUGCUGGAGGAGGACUACGGGGAAGUGGGUGAGGACCCCACUCAGCUUUCCAGCCAGGUGUUGCUAAUCUACAUUUUGCACGUGCUGCUGCGCUCCGUCAUGGAGAUCACUUUCCUGGUGGGGCAGUACUAUCUAUUUGGCUUCGAGGUGCCCCACCUGUACCGCUGCGAGACCUACCCCUGCCCCACCCGCACGGAUUGUUUUGUGUCACGCGCCACAGAGAAGACCAUCUUCCUCAACUUCAUGUUUAGCAUUAGCCUGGGCUGCUUUGUGCUCAACAUCGCCGAGCUGCACUACCUGGGUUGGGUCUACAUCUUCCGCGUGCUCUGCUCCGCUUGCUCUACCUGUGUCCGGCCUGAAAGCGACUCCGUGGGGCUGUACGACCACCACAAUCCCCUGCUGCUGCAGCUAAAACACUCUUUGAGGGGCAGGCUGGUCCUGCAGACUCCCACACCCAUGGCCCAGGAUAAGACUGGGAGCCAUCUCUUAACUCACGCCCCAGCCAUCUCUUUUGAGACAGACUCUACUGUAGAGUGCAGUUCCAAGAGGACUUUGGAUGAGAGAGGCGUGGUGAAGGUUAAAUUGGCCAACAUGGCCAAGAUAGGACGGACUAAGAAGUCUUGGCUGUGA
Molecule: messenger RNA, 1419 nt
Organism: Esox lucius (northern pike)
Lineage: Eukaryota; Metazoa; Chordata; Actinopteri; Esociformes; Esocidae
Product: gap junction delta-2 protein
Exons: 2
Coding region: 310-1419 (369 amino acids)
Biological process (GO): cell communication
Cellular component (GO): connexin complex
Source: RefSeq, a predicted model, not a curated record